AUGCCAGUCCCAGCGCCGGCUCCGGCUGUGGCGAAGCAUGUGCCGACGCUUGAAUCGAGCUCUAUUCACAAAGUCGUCUCGGAAGUCAACACUGCAACUGGUCUGGAGCUCAUUGUCGAAACCGAUGUUUGCAGACCUGACAUCAUGCCUAUGAUGGAAGGUCACAAGGUUGAUGCCGUAGGCUUAUGCACCCCAUCAGUCUACGCGGACAUCACUUUUACGAUAGGCAACUACAUUUUGGACAAGUACAAUCCACCAGGACCGGAACGAAUUGUCGACGUUGGCAACAUGAGAAUUGAGAAACCUCUUAUCCCAGCAAGCAGGAAGAUUCAUUCCCUGCAGACUUGCGUUCAACUAGACUGGGUUACGAAGUACGCCAAAGCACUCUACAAGACAGUAGAUGAGAAUGGCGUGGAGAUCGUCAAACACGCGACUGCGGGUUUGAGCUUCAGAACAAACGACCACUCCCAUAGCCUUGAGGGUGCACCGAUCAAAGCUGCGAAGACACGCUACAGUGAAAUGCGACAAGAUUGCCUGACCGGUUCCACAUACCGUUUCAAUAGUGACAUGGCAUACAACAUGAUCUCAGCCCUCGCGGACUUCCACGAGGACUAUGGUUGCAUCGACGAGACCAUCUACAGUGAUUCCACCUGGGAGGCGUCAGCGACGGUCAGCUUCGCGCAGAUGAAGCAAGGCGGGACCUUCCACACCCAUCCUGGUGCCAUUGAUGGCUUUACGCAAUCUGCAGGUUUCACCAUGAAUGCCAAUGAAACAGUGGAUUUGGACAAGGACAUCUAUGUCAAUCACGGUUGGGACUCGUUCCACGUGUAUGGGCCUGUCAGACAUGACUGUUCGUACGGUACAACCUCAAGCGAAGAUCGAGUGCCGUCAGCGACCCCAAAAAGUCGCAUUCCUGAAGCUCUUGCAAUCGUCUCCGAGCAAAGCGGAGUACCGAUCGCCGAGCUACAAGAUGAUACUGUUCUCGCGGAUAUUGGCGUUGACUCCCUGCUCACCCUGACCAUUACAGGUGCAUUUGCAGAUCACUUCGACAUUGAAGCUGAUACGAGCUUUUUCGACGAUCAUCCCACGAUUGCAGAUGUAAAGCGCUUCUUUGCGGCGAAAGACGAGGAAUAUGCAAUACCAACGACAGAGACUGCUGCACCACAACCGGUGGCACACCAGGCUCCACUGUCAAUGGCAUCCAUGCAGUCGAGUGCGUCUCCGAGCUCGCACAACGGACCGCAGCCGGUAGCACCAGCGCCUGCAUCCGUGGCAGCCCCAAUGCCAAUGCAGAGUGUAUCAGCUGGGAGUGAGAGGCAUAAACAGCUGCUUACAAUCCUCUCGGAGGAAAGUGCGCUGUCCUUGGACGACUUGACCGAUGACCACAAUCUGCUCGACGCUGGGGUUGACUCGCUGCUGUCCUUGGUGAUUGGCGGCCGACUUCGAGAGGAAAUGGACCUCGACAUUGAUACUGAGUCACUUAUCAGCACGUGUGGAACCGUCGGCAAUCUGAAGAGUGCUCUCGGUCUUGAUGCGCCAACGCCAGACAUCGCACAACCCCUUACACCUGUCGCCGCGCCUGUCUGUUCACCUCCAGCUCUACCCCCACCGACGCAAAAAAUACGGCUCAAUCCCAUGGCGACACCAAUCCAGAAAGACAGCAUGUAUCCUCGAGCCUUGGAGAUCCUGUGCGAAGAAACUCAGAUCCUACUGGCAGACCUGACAGAGGAUACGAUCCUGAGCGACGUUGGCAUUGACUCUCUGCUUUCCCUAGUCGUGACCUCUCGCUUCCGAGACGAGCUAGAGAUCGAGCUCGACGCCGACGAAUUCGCCAACUUCACAACUAUGCACGACAUGAAAGACUGGCUAACAGGCCGAAACACCUCCACGCCCUCAGCCUCGACCACGUCUUCACGACCCACGUCGUUCGACGGGAACACGCCAUCAGCAGGCUGCACCCCUCUCACAGCCACCUCAGUCGCCCUUCAAGGCACAACCAAGACCGCCGCACGCUCGCUCUGCCUCUUCCCCGACGGCAGCGGCAGCGCAACAAGCUACGUCUCUCUCCCUCGCGUGGCUCCAGAUCUCAUCGUCUACGGCCUCAACCCUCCUUUCCUCAAAGACGCAACUGCCAUGUCAAACUUCUCGUUCGACAACAUCUGCCAAGCGUUCAUCACUGGGAUCCGCCGUCGUCAGCCCAUGGGCCCCUACGAUUUCGCUGGCUGGUCAGCUGGCGGAGCUCUUGCCUUCCGCAGUGCUCAGAUUAUGCACUCACAAGGCGACAAGAUCAACACCUUGGCCCUGGUCGACGCCCCCGUUCCCAAGGGUCUCGGUGAACUUCCUCAGCGGUUGUAUGAUUAUCUCUCUUCCUUUGGAGUAUUCUCGCCGCCUUCGAAGAAGAGCAACAGCAGUGAUAAAACUCCGCCGGAAUGGCUGAUACCUCAUUUCAAGGCUAUGACGAAGGCUUUGCACACCUACCACGCCGCCUUCUUACCGUCUGGUGCUAUCCCUAACGUUAGCAUUCUUUGGGCGGGAAGGAGUAUCAUUGACAGUGUGGGUGCUGCACCGUUCCAGUUGGAGCCUGGCGAUUCUCCUGACGGGGGGUUCUUGACGGAGACGAGGAAAGAUUUUGGCCCGGGAGGAUGGGGCGCAUUGCUGCCUGGCUCGAAUGUGAGGUGUGGGAAAGUGGAGAAUGCGGAUUAUUUUGAGAUGAUGAGACUGCAUUGGGCACAGCACGUUUCGACCCGUUUUGCGGAGGGCUUGAGAUGA
Messenger RNA from Fulvia fulva, 2769 nucleotides. Its product is annotated as Putative sterigmatocystin biosynthesis polyketide synthase. The transcript has 5 exons. Gene Ontology annotation, biological process: secondary metabolite biosynthetic process; fatty acid biosynthetic process. Bases 1 to 2769 code for a protein of 922 amino acids. NCBI's taxonomy places the organism in Eukaryota, Fungi, Ascomycota, Dothideomycetes, Mycosphaerellales, Mycosphaerellaceae. Gene Ontology annotation, molecular function: phosphopantetheine binding; fatty acid synthase activity. The record is from RefSeq and is a predicted model, not a curated record.